Molecule: messenger RNA, 1035 nt
Organism: Micropterus salmoides (largemouth bass)
Lineage: Eukaryota; Metazoa; Chordata; Actinopteri; Centrarchiformes; Centrarchidae
Gene: c8g
Product: complement component 8, gamma polypeptide
Exons: 7
Coding region: 170-838 (222 amino acids)
Biological process (GO): complement activation
Cellular component (GO): membrane attack complex
Source: RefSeq, a predicted model, not a curated record
CGUGUUUAAGGUUGAGUAAAGCAGAUCGGCAAUUGGCAGACAGAGAUAGAGGGGACAGAGAAAAGAGUUCAGGGGGCCAAAAAGACAAGUCCAGAAUACAGGAACCUGAGGAAUCCUAUAGGAGAAAAGGACUUAUUCUUGAGUUGAGUGUAUUGUUGUCGGUGCUGGGAUGGCUGGAGUAUGGCAUUGCAUGUUGGCAGUGGUUGCGUUGAUGUGUGUGUGUCUGUGGGGUUCCACUGAGGCUGUAGGGGGGGCUAAGAGUCGACCCCGACCCCAAAGACGACCUCCUAAGAAGCCAAAGGUCAACCCUGUUGACGUGACCCCACCCGCACAGAACAUAGACAUACAGCGGAUGACAGGAACGUGGUACCUGCUGAACACUGCGUCCAAAUGCUCUUACUUGAUAAAUCAUGGAACCAAGGUGGAGCCUACAGUCAUGAUCCUCACUCGUUCCUCUGCCGCUGACCAAACACUGUCUGUCAGCACCAAAACACGGCAUAAUCACCAGUGUUGGGAGAUAUUACAGGUCUACCAUCUAACACCAACUCCAGGCCAGCUAACCCUUAAAGGAGCUCGUCCUGAGCUGAAUACUGAGAUAGUGAUCGGGGAGACGGACUAUGACUCCUAUGCAAUCAUGUACUAUCAGAAACAGGACAAGAUCACCAUGAAACUCUAUGGCAGGUCUGUGGACGAUCUGUCAGAGCCAAUGUUGACCAAGUUUGAGCAGCUUGCUGAAAAACAAAACUUGGGACUGGCCUACCUCUUCCCCUUCCCCACCUACAGUCACUGUGGUGCUGUGGACCAGGACCAUGUAAUCAACUGUGUUCCCACAUGCUGAAGAGGUAGAGCUGUGCAAGGGACGGAUCCGGCCUCGCAGCGUUUGGCAGUUCUCACCCAAAUAUCUGAAUAUUGUGUCAUUUUAAAAAUGUGAACAUCAGCAAGAAGGUUGUUUAAGUGUAAGUUAGAGUAGAAAAAAAUGGUCUACUUUAAAUACUACCUAUUACAGACGAAUAAAACAAAAUGGAACACAAUCAA